Messenger RNA from Pezoporus occidentalis (night parrot), 1235 nucleotides. Its product is annotated as procollagen galactosyltransferase 1-like. Lineage: Eukaryota; Metazoa; Chordata; Aves; Psittaciformes; Psittacidae. The annotation marks the transcript as partial. Gene Ontology annotation, molecular function: procollagen galactosyltransferase activity. The transcript has 9 exons. The record is from RefSeq and is a predicted model, not a curated record.
CAUAGCUCCUACCCCGAUGAGGAGGGCCCCAAGCACUGGUCCCCGCUGCGCUAUGAGCACGUCAUGCGGCUGCGGCAGGCGGCGCUGGAGGCUGCCCGAGCUGCUUGGUCCGAUUACCUGCUGUUCCUGGACGCUGACAACGUCCUCACCAACCCCGACACCCUGGGGCUGCUGAUGGCCGAGAACAAGACGCUGGUGGCGCCGAUGCUGGACUCGCGGGCGGCUUAUUCCAACUUCUGGUGUGGGAUGACCCCGCAGGGUUACUACCGCCGCACAGCCCUGUACCUGCCGGUGCGGCGCCGGGAGCGCCGCGGCUGCUUCGCGGUGCCCAUGGUGCACUCGACCUUCCUGCUGGACCUGCGCCGCGCCGGCACCGCCGCGCUCCGCUUCCACCCCCCCCCGCCCGACUACGCCGGCGCCCUGGACGACAUCAUCGCCUUCGCCCACGCCUGCCGCCGCGCCCAGGUGCAGAUGUUCGUGUGCAACCGGGACGUUUACGGCUUCCUGCCGGUGCCGCUGCGCGCUCACAGCUCCCUGCAGGAUGAGGCCGAGAGCUUCCUGCACGUCCUGCUCGAGAUCAUGGUGAAGAACCCCCCCGCGGAGCCGUCCCCCCACGUGUGGGUCCCGCCGAAGGUCCCGGAUAAGAUGGGAUUCGAUGAGGUUUUCCUCAUCAACCUGCGGCGCCGCGCCGAGCGCCGGGCGCGGAUGCUGCGGACGCUGCAGGAGCAGGAGAUCUCCUGCAAGCUGGUGGAGGCCGUGGAUGGGAGGGCCAUGAACAGCAGCGAGGUGCAGGCGCUGGGCAUCCGGAUGCUGCCGGGAUACCGGGAUCCGUACCACGGCCGCCCGCUCACCAAGGGGGAGCUGGGAUGUUUCCUGAGCCACUACCGGGUCUGGCAGGAGAUCGCGGCGCGGGGGCUCGGGGCCUCGCUGGUCUUCGAGGACGAUCUCCGCUUCGAGAUCUUCUUCAAGCGCCGCCUCCGGACCCUGAUGCAGGAGCUCGAAACGCAGCGGAUCCCGUGGGACCUCAUUUACCUCGGCCGGAAGCGGAUGCAGCUGGAGCGGCCGGAGCGGCCGGUGCCGGGGGUGCGGAACCUGGUGGAAGCCGGUUACUCCUACUGGAGCCUGGGCUACGUCCUGGCCCUGCGCGGCGCCCGCAAGCUCCUGGCGGCCCAGCCCCUGGCCAAGCUGCUGCCCGUGGACGAGUUCCUGCCCCUCAUGUUCGACAGGCACCCGAU